This is a messenger RNA of Stylonychia lemnae, 3654 nucleotides long. The record is from the annotation of a GenBank genome assembly. Lineage: Eukaryota; Ciliophora; Spirotrichea; Sporadotrichida; Oxytrichidae.
AUGCAAGAUUAAAUGGUAGGUUCAUCAUAAAAUGUCAUAAAACUAUCAAAACAUACAAAGACAUUUAAAGAAGUUGCUGAGGCACUAUUAUGCUAGUUAGAUUAUCUAAAGAGAUAAGGUAAUUUGAGAAGCUUUUAUAAAAAUCAACUUGCUGAUGAUGAACUUGAAGUUGCAACGAUAUCAACAUAACUGGGUAACCAAUUUGAGGAGGAAAUGAAUUAGAUGAGAGAAAUUGUUAGAGAAAAAGAUCACAUUAUUGAUAUUCUAACUAAGGAGAAGAAUUUUUAUGCAAGAAGAAGCGAACAAAAUCAUAAAUUAAACUAAAGUAAUAAUAAUGGUGGAAGUACCGAGAUGGAUUAAGGUAAGCUAAAGGCUUUUGAAGAGGCAUAAAUGACUAUAAAAAACUAAAACGAAGUUAUUGAAAGACAAGCUUAGUAUAUUAAAUAAUUUGAAAACACUCUUGAAGUACUUAAUGUUGAGAGAGAUAGCUAUCUUAAUCGAGUUUAAAAUCUUGAAUAGGAAAUAUAAGAGAGCAAUUAGCUUAUUGAAAACCUCACAAAUGAACUUGAAAGUAAAAAGAAUAAGCUCGAAAAUACAGACUUGAGUAGGAUGGCAUCAGCUUAAUUAAAAAUGAUUGAAAACAUUGUUAGAGAAAAUGCUCAUCUCAAGUAGUAAAAUAAGUCUCUGAAAGAAUAUGAUCCUUUAGCGAAUGCAAUGAAAGAUUCAGAUAAUAUUCUUGAUCCAAAUUUUCAAAAAAUGAUGGAGAUUAUUUAGGAUAUCUUUUUUCAAAUCCCUUCUCAGAGAAAAGCUUACAAUCAAAUUAAUAACAACUGUGAAGAAUAGUUGAUUGAAAUCAAGAAAUUUGUAGAAAAUAAGUUACUCUCAGGCAAUAUAAAUCCAAUGCCAAACAUUAUAUCACCUACUAAGCUUCAUGAAUAAAGUAUUCCAAACUCUAAUACAGGAAUACCAACUGCCAUUAAAUAUGAUAGCAAAUUUACUUCUGUUAUAAAUUUAAAUCCUCUUCACAAUAUCUAUAGAGAUUUCUUUUCCUAAGUGCAUUCUUCAUAAAGUGAGUUAGUUGAACAGAAGAAUCGUAGCUUCAAAGAUUUAUUUAAUCUCUUAGAAGAUUCAGUAAUAAAGUUCUAUGAUUUAUUUGUCAAAUUCAAGACUUUUGAGCACAAAAAUUAAAAACUAGAGGAAACCUUCAUACAACUAGAUUCAGUUUUUAGUAAUGAGUAGCCAGACAAUGAAGAUAAUAGAGUACUUGAAGAAUUGAGAAGAUUGAAUCAAGUGACUUUAGCAAAAUAUUUUGAAGUUCAUAGAGAAUUAUCUGAGUUGCAAGCGUUAGAUGGUGCUGGAGUAUAAUUAUUAAAACUAAUAAAAAAACAAAAUGAUAAGUCUACUAAGAUCAAUCAAACACAAAAUGGUUCUAGCUUAAGUAAUCUUAAAAACUAAGAAAACAUCGUCUAAUUUGAAUAAUAAGUUAUUGAACUUAAACUUAAAAUAUAAGAGUAGGAUAAAAUAAUUGCAAAACUAAGAGAAAAUAGAAAAUCAAAAAAAUCAAGAUAGAAAUCAGGAGGAAGAUCUCCUAGAAUGCAGGAUGGUGAAAUGGAUUCUUCAAUUAAUAUUACUAGAAAGCAUAAUCAAAUUAAAUCCCUUGAUAGAUCUUAUGGUGUAAUGUCAGGAAGCCAAAGCUAUUUCUAAAGUAGUCAUAUAUAGAAUCAAGGAAUGAGAGAGUAUGUCGCAAAUAUCCAAAACAAUCCUUAAUUCAUUGAAAUCUCUUAAAACUUGAACAAAGCUUUGGAUAAAUUGUAUGAGCAAGAGGAGAAAUUUGAAAAUAUUGACAAGGAAAAAACAUUACUACAGUUAGAGUAUAAUUAGCUUAAGAUGGACUAUGAGAAAACUAGAAUAGUUUUCGAUUAAAAUGAAAUUAAACUUCUAAAUCUUAAUGAGUAAAAUCUUAGCGUCCAGGAUGAAAGAGAUAAUUUGGUAAAAGAAUUAUCUUAAAUAAAGCUGAAAUUUUAAAAAAUAAACAAUGAACUCGUAAGUGCAGAGAAAUAGGUAGAGCACUAUACAAAUGAAGUUGAGGUUUAAGCUGAUAAAGCCAAAAAAAUUGCCAAAUUAAAUGAGGAAUUAAGAGACUUAAUAGCUCAAGAGAGACAAGCAAACAGCGAAGAGAAAAUGAAACUUGAAGAAGACUUGGAAUAAGUUAAGUUAUCUUGGGAAACAAAAAUUAAGCUUAUGAAGAACAAAUUGCUCAUGACAUUAUAAAAUGAAGGUUAUAUUCAAGAUUUUCACAAGAGAUCUGCAUCUUUAGCAGCCAAUUAAUACGAUACCAUUACCUUGGAUGAAGCAGUAAAGUUGGCAUGCGAUGCUUUAAUGAAUAUAAAGCAAUAAGUUAAUUUCAAUUAGAAGCAAUGUUCAACAUUGAUGAGUCACUAAGCAUCAAUAUCUACAAAUCACUCAAGAUAGAUAAGUGGACCUCUCCAUUAAUAAACUUUCUCAAAAAUAAGAGAUGUAAGUCCUAUUCAUGGAACAGUCUUAAGCUCAUAUGAUUCUAGAUAUCAACCUAAUCUCAAUGAUAUGAGUAAACUUUCUUGUGGAGGAGGCUUUAUAAAUGAUACAUCAAAAGUUUAUGAAACUCCGAUAAAUGACAUAUCAAACAAUAAUAUUAACGACAAACACUCAAGAACUCCAUCUAAAUUUAUAACUCUCCAGCCAUGCACUCAUAGUUCGAGUAAGAAAUCAAAUAAAACUAAUUAUAAUGAGCAAUAUAAUAGCAAUACAAGCAGCAACUAAGUAAGAAACUUUGAUACUUUUAAUGAUUUGAACGCUACCAGAAAUGAUACCAUUAAAACUCAAGAUAGAGAAAAUAUUCAAACACAACAAAUACUCAACAAAUUCUCGUUGUAAGCUUCAAUACCAGAUAUUAGAACUUAAGGACCAGGUUAUGAAAAGUUAUAACCAGAAAAUCAAUCAUCAAAAUUGAACUCUCAAUUUCAAUCUACACCAAAGGACUUCUAAUCAACUAGCAACACGGUCCACUCCUAUUUAUAAAGCACGAAUUCUGUAUCAUAAUAAAAUGUUCCAAAAGUAUAUUCAAGCAUGAUGAACCAUCGUACUCUGUAAUAGUAAUAGAACUAAUAGCCAUAGCAGCCUCACAUAAUAUAAACGAGAUCACUUAAUCAUGUCUUAUCUCCAUAGACUAACUUCAGUUUAGAGAGUAGACCAUUAAAUUAGAAAAGGUUGGAGCAGCUAACAUAUACUCCAGGAAAGCCUAUAGAAUCUUUGCAAAGUAAUCCUAGCAAGUCCAGCAUUGAAAUGACUAAUAAUAAACGUAAAAACAUCAAUGAAAUCUUGAACAGCUUCAAAAAAGAGAAGGAAUCUUUCAAUGAAAAACUCACUUAGCUUAAAAUAAAACUAGAAAGUGUUAAAUCACCAGAGGUAGCUUCCCUAAAUAAUGAUAUACUUGAUAAAAAUGAAGGUAUAAGAUCUGAUGUCAGUUAAAAGCAUUUUAAGAGCGAAUUCUAAGGAGAGACUCUCGGAUCUCCUCAGGUUGAAAAUAGAAGAGCAAAAACCUUGCAAAAGCUAAAGUAAUAUUCAAUCAUUCUUAAUAUUUUAUUUUAGAGGCAAUUAUCAUAUUAAUCAACAUGA